Chaetomium strumarium is the source of this 2178-nucleotide messenger RNA. RefSeq lists its product as uncharacterized. The record is from RefSeq and is a predicted model, not a curated record. NCBI's taxonomy places the organism in Eukaryota, Fungi, Ascomycota, Sordariomycetes, Sordariales, Chaetomiaceae. The transcript has 2 exons. Bases 1 to 1680 code for a protein of 559 amino acids.
AUGUUUGCGCCCUGUCCUUCGAGCAUCAGCGCCACCAGCCGGGCAUCCAGCUCCAAGAAGACGCCGAUCACCAUGUCCGACAUCAGAGUCAACCUGAAAGACCACUACAGGUCCAAGGUGUACACGACCGGGUCGACCGUCACGGGCGACGUGACCAUCACAACCAAGCGCGACGUGAGCUUCGACUCGAUCCAAAUCAUCCUCCUCGGACAGACCAAGACGAGCUUCGACGGCAUGGGCGUGCCGCACGAGGUCUCGCACAUCUUCCUAAAGAUGAUCAUGCCCAUCCCGGAAUCGACAUACCCCAUUCCGCGAGUGCUCGAGCCCGGCCGGACGUACACGCUCCCCUUCAACUUCGUCAUCCCGAGGGAGCUCACCAUCAACGCAUGCAGCCACGAGGUCUCGGACCAGGUCCAAGAGCACCACGUGCUCCUGCCUCCCAGUCUCGGGGGCUGGCAGAGGGACGAUAUGGGUCCGAAGAUGGCGAAAGUCGAGUACGCGGUCAAGGCGCGGGUCCUCCGCGACGACGCCGUCUCCAGCAAGAAGAUCCGUAUCAUGGAGGCCAGCGAGCCGAUCCAGGUGCUCCCCGCGACCCCGCAACAGCCGCCGCUCGACAUCACGGACAGGGACAAGCUGUACCGCAUGUCCAAGGCCAAGAUGCUCCGCCGGAACCUGCUCUCGACCAAGCUGGGCCGCCUGACAGCCGAGGCCCAGCAGCCCAGCCCGGCCGUGCUCUCGCGGGACGGGCGACGCGUCAUGUCGCACCCGAUGGCGCACGUCAAGCUGACCUUCGAGCCCGAGUCGGCGCGCACGCUGCCGCCGACCAUCACGUCCGUGUCGGCCAAGCUGACCGCGCACACCUACUUCGCCUCGGGCACCAUCUCGUCCUUCCCCAACAUCGGCGAGUGGAACCAGCCCUACCUGCUCGACCGCCGCGGCCAGUUCUUCAGCUCGGUGCCGCUGCCGGCCGUGACGCUCGCCGAGCAGCCGGCGUGGACGCCCAUCACGACGCCCGUCUCACCGCCCAUUACCCGCCGCGACUCGGGGUACUGCAGCAGCAGCAGCGACGAGGCCGCAACCAGCAGGAGUAGCGGCUGCGGCGAACAACUCCGAGUGCCCCUUAGCCCAAGCGACAGACAAAAACAAAAGAACAAGUGCAACAGCAGUCAAACCCAAAUUCAAAGUCAACAGCAACAACAACAGCACACAACAACCCUCCAAAUCCCGCUCUCCCUCCCCACGGAUAAGAGGACCUUCGUGCCGACCUUCCACUCCUGCCUCGCCUCACGCGUCUACACGGUGCAGCUGACGCUGCACACCAGCACGCGGGGCGCGACCAACACCGUGUCGCUCAUCGUGCCGCUGCAGAUCGCCGUCGAAGGGCACACGGGCGAAGGGUUGUGCGGGUGCAGCUGUGGCAGCACGCGGGCGCUGCCCUCGUUUGAGGAGGCCGAGGCGGAUGAGCACUUGAGGCCUAGGCUGUUGCACGUUCCACGGGCUGGGGAACACUUGGCUGGCGGUGGUGGUGGUGGUGGUGAUGUGAUGAGGCAGGGGAUGGCGAGUUGGAUGAUGGCGCCUGGGAGUGUGGCGCCGCCUGUUGUGCCGAUGCAGCUGCCGCUCGUGCAGGUGGAGGAGCCGCCUGAGUAUGGCCAGCCUGGGUAUCGGAGGAGGAUUGACUAGUUUUUUUCUUCUUCUUUUUCUUCUUCGAAUCUGUUUGCUUCCUGUUGGAUGGAUGUCCUGAUGAGGGUAAUGUCUGGUUUCCGGUGAUAUACUUGCGAUGAUUUUGGGGGUUUUGCAUCUGGUGAGGUUCGUUCUGGUUUUUGGUUAUGGACGCUGUUUGUCUCCCCAAAUACUGUAAUGGAGGGAGCAAGACGAAAAAAAAGGGGCACAUAGGAAAGGACUGGGAUACAGCUGCAGUGAAAAGGGAACGAUAUAGAAUGAUACCUAAGUAAUAAUGCUAGUUAGCAUUGUUUAUCAUUUAAGUUCUUUAUCUAUUGCGCUCGAAUGUUCAUCGCGGUCCGGAACGGGGUGACGCAACUGAGACGAGUCACCGCACUACAGACUACGAAGACCUAGGGAGGAUCUUGAACAAAGUCUGUAAUGGAAGCAGGUCGUCUAUCGCGCCCUCGUGUAGCCUGUCACCUAGCAUCAUCUGGUCAAUGCCUGGAUGUUUAUGUG